ACUAUCUCGUAUUCUCGUGUAUUUGGGUAGUGGAGGUUUUCUAAACCAUUAAAUCAUUUUGUUAAUGAAAUCCUUUAAAAAUCAUAGUGAUAAUUCGAAAGUUGCCAACGUGUUUCGUGCUAAUACAGUGUAAAAUUAAUUUAACAUCUAAUUCAAUCCGUGGUCAUUUUUGCGUUUCAAGAUUGGUCGACAAAAAGCUCGUGUUUUCCACUCCAACAGCAACAACUGAUUCUAGACUUGUAAAUCAAAAUAGUGUUAACGCCAUCAUGUCAAGCCAAAUCUUGACCACCGAAAACAAUAAAGAAAACGUGCCUGAAAAUGAAGAAAAGAAAAUUCCUAUAUUUUCUGUAGAGAUAUUAAAGAUUAUUAAAGAAGCUCAGCAGCAACAUGGCUUGAGGCAUAAUGAUUAUCAAAGAUAUAGAGGUUAUUGCUCCAGGCGUAUCAGACGCUUACGUAAAGUUAUGCAUUUACAACAAGGUGAUCGAAGACAUUUUCGUAAAAAAAAUAUCACAGAAGCUAAUCUUACUGAUGAAAGAGCGGUAUACAUUCCAUUGAUGUUAGCUGAGAGAGCUUGGAGUUAUGCAAUGCAGCUUCGAGUUGAAGCUAAUACUGAACCCAGAAAAAAAUUUCAUUUGGUGGGUAGAUUAAGAAAAGCUGCUAGUUACGCCUUACAACUUCAAAAACUUUGUGAGUCAGACAUAUUUGAUGCUCGUACUCAAUUAGAAACUCAAGCUUAUGUAGCAUGGUGUGAGGGAAUGUUGCAAUUUGAGUUACAAGAAUGGAAGCCAGCUAUUGAAAAUUUAAAAAAAGCCCAAAUGAUCUAUGAGAAAUUGGCAUCUGCUUUAAAUGAAGAAGAUGCUAUUAUAUAUAGAAAUCGUUAUGAAGAAUUGGAACCAAGCUUGCGCUUCUGUGCCUAUAACAUUGGCAAUGAAACUGAUGUUAAUCAAUUAUUACACUUACGUAAUCAAGCUCAAGGGGAUUUAUUAGUCACAUUAGAUACUUUAAUGGCACAGACUAGAGAUUCAUUAAGUGAAGUUACUUGGAGAAAUCGGACAGUGCCUGUUAAAAAUGCUCGUGUUAGAACUUUCUUACUUGCUAAUCGAGAUUUCAAUAUUUUGCUGGAUAAAUGCACAUCUUUAGCUGAAAAAAGUGAUUCAUUAGAACAACAUUUGAUGGAUUGCAAAGAUGCUAUGCUUGCAAUAAGGGAUGAUAUAAAAACCGAACAGAAAAUGGAUGGUUCUUCAACAUCUUCAUUACAAUAUCUUCAUACUUACUUGUCAUUUAUUCGUUUGGAAAGAACAAUACAGCGUAAUUUGUUAUUGAUUGAAAGUGCAUUAGAUAACGAUGGAAAACAAGGAACAAUUGGAAGCAAGAAACUACAAGAUAUAACUAGAUUGUAUGAGAUUUUGAUCCAGAAUAUUUUGGAGGAACAACAAUUACCUGGCUUAGAAGACGAUGCAGAAUUCCAAGAAAAUUUAAAUAUCAAGGCAAAAGCUUAUAAAGCAUUUAGAUGCUACUAUAUUGGUCAAAGUUUAAGUACUCUGCAUCGUUGGAGGGAUACCAUGGCUAUGUAUGAACGUGCAUUGCUUCAUGCAUCUUCUGCUAUUAAUGAAGUGGAUGAUGAUUUGAAGAUUCGUUUAAGUAAUUUGGUGAAUACAAUAGAGUCAUCUAAAUACUGUGCUCAUGCUCAAAGUGUUCUCGAACAAGAUAAUGAAGAGGAGUUAGAUAGCUUGAAGAAUGCUAAAUUGCAAAAACUACCUUUAACAAAACGUUUGGAAGAAUAUUACGAAGAUUCAAGUAUAUUGAGUAAAGAUCCUAAUAUAAUAAAAAUACCACCUGAAAUGGAAGAAAUACCAUGCAAGCCAUUAUUCUUUGAUGUUGUAUUAAAUGAUGUAAGACUCCCAGCUUUUAAAAAACAACAGGCUGUUUCUGAUCCAGCUAAUAAAGAAGGUAUUUCUGGGUUUGUUAAAGGUCUUUGGGGCUGGGGUGGAAAAAAAUAAAUAUGUAUGUAAAUUUCAACUUUUUUACCCUUAAAACAUGAAUAAAUAUUAUAUAUUAUUCAAACAAUUUAUCUUUUCAUUAUAAAUUAGAUAUAAGUUCAUAGGUGCAACUAGGGGGAAGGGCUAAGCUCUUCUAGUAUUUCUUCUAUUUCAAAAAACCAAUUUUAUUUCAACAAAUUAAUUUGUUGUUUUAAUUGCUAGGAGGAACUAGGUUCCUCCACCAUUUUUACCUUAACUGUGCCUAUGUAUAAACUGAUGGUUUUAAAAAAAAUAUAUAUAUAUAUAGUAUA
Molecule: messenger RNA, 2290 nt
Organism: Sipha flava (yellow sugarcane aphid)
Lineage: Eukaryota; Metazoa; Arthropoda; Insecta; Hemiptera; Aphididae
Gene: Srp68
Product: signal recognition particle subunit SRP68
Exons: 11
Coding region: 267-2000 (577 amino acids)
Biological process (GO): SRP-dependent cotranslational protein targeting to membrane
Cellular component (GO): signal recognition particle, endoplasmic reticulum targeting
Molecular function (GO): signal recognition particle binding; endoplasmic reticulum signal sequence receptor activity; 7S RNA binding
Source: RefSeq, a predicted model, not a curated record